This is a messenger RNA of Camponotus floridanus (Florida carpenter ant), 2864 nucleotides long. It is a transcript of the gene gbb, whose product is annotated as protein 60A. Bases 1327 to 2601 code for a protein of 424 amino acids. NCBI's taxonomy places the organism in Eukaryota, Metazoa, Arthropoda, Insecta, Hymenoptera, Formicidae. Gene Ontology annotation, molecular function: cytokine activity; growth factor activity. The transcript is spliced from 6 exons. Gene Ontology annotation, biological process: SMAD protein signal transduction; BMP signaling pathway. The record is from RefSeq and is a predicted model, not a curated record. Gene Ontology annotation, cellular component: extracellular region.
GACUGCCACUGGCAUCGCGAGAGUUGCCAGGAGUCAUCCACGGUGACCUAUGGUCAUUCACAGUCCAUCGACGACGAGCGUUCGCGUUGAUUCUCGUGUAAUCUGUGACGGACGCAUCUCGCGAGAUCAUCGGAUAUUAUUUUAGAGAUACGUACUACUGAUCAAAGAGCACGAUUAUUCGUUGUCACGGAUAAUCGGUCCUGAUCCUGAUUUGUCAUUUCUGCGAUACUGCGUUAUUACGCUGAUAAAGUGUGCUGAAGAACUAUUGAAAUACUGAAGAAGAAACAAGGUAUAUAUCUCGCGCAAAGUAACCGAUCGUUUUGUGAUCAACAGUCACCGCCGAUUGACUUGCCUCUUUCGGGAAGAUUGACAAGAUGAUAUGCGCGGACAGAUUGACACGUUGUGUUUUCGCGAGUGAAGAGACAGACGAGUGAAACCAAAGAUAACAUUUGUGACAAUUAUUUCUGGCAUAACGUAAGAGUAUCUUCAAAGCGAAAACGCCAAUCUGAUCAACAGAAAAGACGCGAUGCACCGUAAAUUUUUCAUCUCUUUGAUCGAAGUCGUCAAAUUCCGACACAAUCGUAUCGAUGCAAACUAUAUGAUACGCACCGACGAAAACGACGAUCGUGGCAAUCGUUUUCUUCAAGAGUUCCGAGGUACCAGCGGAAGACGAAACAGCGGAACUAGUCGCAGUACGAGAGCAUCAAGUCACUAAGGACAUUCGAGGACGAGGUUGCUGAUUGUAGUUGUCCGCGAGCGCGCACACAAUGUCCAUAUUCCUGACAACGAAACCGCAACACGCGCAGUCGAUCAAGAUCACCGUUAUUCAAGAAUCUCGACCGCCAACUCGCGAUCGAGUCAUUAAGUCUCCAAAGAUUGUAAGCUGUUUUAGACUGUUUUAGACUGUGAGGUUCUUGAAAUGAACAGCUAUUAAGUUACCGAACAUUUCCAAUCCAUUCGGUGAUCCUUGAAUCGUUCGUUUUUGGCAUUCGUUCAGGCGUUCCAAAUAGUUGUAGAACUCUUCAGAAUUGAUUGCUGAAAAAAAAACACAUGUGUUUUAUACAGUGAAAGAAUUAUAGGAAUUAUAAAAUAAAGAUCCAAAACUUUUCUUUUGUGGAUAGAGAAAAGCGGAGAAAAAACAAAGGAAGAAUCUACAAGGAGAGGAGUUGGAAAAAUUUAUUUAGUGAUUAGUCGCGCGAAUCGAAGCAACUCUUGAAUCUUGAAGAGAAGAUACUAAACAAGAGGACAGAAAGGAGGAAAGAUAGAAAGGAAAAGAACCUUGCAAUUAAAUAUACAUCGGUCUCUCUUCUCUUCAACGUCGUCAAGAUGUCAGUCUGGCCUUUUUCCAUCCUGUUGCUCCUCGCGACGAUCCUCGGCGACCUCAUCAGCAUCGGUAGCGCCGAGAAGAUGACCGGUGUAUACGUGGACAAUGGUUUCGAUCAGACGGUGGUCCAUCGUGUAGUCAGCCAGCAUGAGAAACGCGAGUUGGAGCAUGAGUUUCUCAACCUGUUGGGACUCCCGGAUCGUCCGCGAAGCAUCAUCGACAUGCCUCCCCAGGUCAAGAGAUCGGCGCCCAAAUUUCUGCUGGACAUUUAUAAGAAUGCCCUCGGCGAGGACGAGGAAGAGAAGCCUGCGGCGCAUCAUCAUCGCAAGGCUGGAGAGUUCGACCUCACUGGCCAGGAUCUGAAGGCGAUCGAUCAGAGCGAUGUCAUCAUGACCUUCGCCGCACACAAUCAUCAUGUCCCCGGGGUGAGGCAUGAACGUGGGAAGAGACUCUGGUUCGACGUGUCCGAAGUACCACCUCAAGAAUACAUAAUCGGUGCUGAACUCAGGCUGUAUCGCAGCGCGGACGUUAAGGGUCGCAAGAAUCAUGGAUCUCACACGAUUACCGUGUAUCGGGUGUUGAAGACCGAGAAUGGGACUCGAGAGUUACAGUACGUCGAUGCCAUAAAUAUGACGACCAAUCAGGAGGGUUGGCUGACAUUGAACGUUACCGGGGCUCUCGAUCAUUGGGUGAAUAAUCCUGAUGAAAAUCGAGGACUAUAUCUCUCUGUGCAUCCCGCCGAUCGUUUAGUACACGAAGUGAGGCCGGAAGAUAUUGGGAUCGUAGAGUUCCGAGGAGAUCCUGAUAAACAACCCUUCAUGGUAGGCUAUUUCAAGAGUUCGGGCAUAAGGGAGUCCAAAGUCCGGCAGAAACGCGAUGCCAGAAGGAAGAAGAAGAGCGAAUCCACUAAUUGGGAUUACAAGACAAAUCCUUACACUGAUCCUGGUGCGACAUUUUAUUCGCGAACAUGCAGAAUCCAAACAUUGUACGUCAGUUUUCGCGAUUUGCAAUGGCAGGAUUGGAUUAUCGCGCCAGAUGGGUACGAUGCCUACUAUUGCAGCGGUGAGUGUAACUUUCCGUUGAACGCUCACAUGAACGCGACCAACCACGCUAUAGUCCAGACGUUGGUGCACUUGUUGAAUCCAGGUAAAGUGCCCAAGCCCUGCUGCGCGCCGACCAAGCUCUCGGCCAUCUCGGUCCUAUACUUCUUAGACGAGAGUAAUGUCAUUCUAAAAAAAUACAAGAAUAUGGUCGUCAAAAGUUGCGGUUGUCAUUAAAAUUAUCUUCACAAUUACUUCCCACGUUCUAUUAUUGGAACUGGAAUCUCGGCAAGUUAAAAUUAAUAAAUUUAGCAGAAGUGUAAUGAAGGAAACGAAUUUACCUCCCUUAUAUUUUAUAUAAAAAUUGACAUGUUUUACCUCUUCUAUAUUUUAAAUAAGAAAAUUGACAAAUAUUAUUGCGUAAUUUUUGAGUAACAAAACUGGGACGACACGAGAUACAAAUUAUUUCUAUUCAUAAAUCCAUCCCAGCUGUUUAUUAA